This is a messenger RNA of Seminavis robusta, 1124 nucleotides long. The record is from the annotation of a GenBank genome assembly. NCBI's taxonomy places the organism in Eukaryota, Bacillariophyta, Bacillariophyceae, Naviculales, Naviculaceae.
UCCCCGGAACGCUGUCGCUGAAGUACGUGUACCAGUGAACCCUACAUUUCUCAAGAAAACUUCGAGAUUUCAAAACUUCGGUUUGCUUUUGGAAGUAUGAUCUCAUAAGAUUUAAAGAUAAGUGAAGCCCAAUCAAUCCUGUACGAACACGAAAGUAACGAGGAUGGACCAUGAGACUGAGGCCAUUUCGUUCUUUGUCGCCACGGAACCCCGCACAUUCCGACCCAAUGAACCAGCCCGAUUGGGAUGGGAACGACACAUCAUUUACAAAAACCGGCGUUGGCCCAAUCACUUGGGAUACGGAGCUGCCAUGAUCUUUCUCAAACUCAGUGAUGGAAGGAUCGUUCUGACCAACGACCUUUGGGCCGGUGGGACGAGCGACUCGCAAAACUACAUUGUCGCACAACUACCACCCAAUGCGCUCAUUGGUGUCAUUCUUUCCGAGACGCGUAUUUGUCAGCCCAAGACAAAGGCAGCGCUCCAGGGGCUCUUGGAACUGUUGAAACGCCCCCUUGAUCCCAUCAUCCACGUGCACUCCGUCUGGCGGACCAAGACGGGUCUCACUGACGAGCAAGCUUGGGAUCUUGCCGGUCCGGGUCCUCAGAGCACCAAAAUCGUUGGCAAAAAGAAGGCGGGUAAAAACAAGCAGACUUUGCCACAGCUACCUCAAGUGACGAGACGAACCCAUCAAGGCCAACACAUGCAGUCGACUUUUUACUCUCCUGAGAAUGCCAUUCUGACACACAUCAAGUUACCGGGUCGUAACAUUCAACCCUUCCUGGGACCAGAGCAAUUGCAAGGAUUGGAUCCAUCGACGAGCCCAAUAUUCGUACUGUACCGUAGUGGUGACACUGAUGACGGUCUGUUGGGUGGUACGAGAAGAGGAUUGGGGCUUCAGAAUGGCGACACCAUAGACGAGACGUACGUGUACGAGCUGGAAGAUUGGACUGGCCAUCACAGUUGACGCUGUGAAAUUUGCGCCUUUUACGUGUUUGGGUUGUAUUGGCAAUUACUAGCUAGUAGUAGAGUUCAAGAAGUAGCCAAGCUAGUCUAGCAUUGCUUGAUUAUGCGAUGAUGUUCGUGUUGUUGUUUGUACAUGGCCACCAGCUCCUUCAAAAAUUUGG